AUGGCGGGCGGCGUGCUGCUGCUCUGCCUGCUGCUGGGACACACACACACAUACACACACUGCCACACCUGGAGGCCCUGCACAGACCUGCUGCCUCUGGACCUGCUGGCCAGAGUCCUGCCCCGCCCAGGACAAGCCCCGCCCACUCAGGUGCGGAUCGUUCAGUCCAGAGGGUCCAGAGGCCUCCGAUUGGCCGGUGCCUCGACAACAGCGCUGAGUUUCCCUGCCUCCCAGAUCUUCACCAACUGUGAUUUCUUCCCUGAAGAGUUUUCAUUGGUCGCCACCGUCAAGACGUCCGGACUGAGCGCCAGGAGUGAGUACAUUCUCUCCCUGGUGGAGGAGGCAGCUGAUAGGCUGUUGCUAGGGUUACGUGUCUCGGAGGACCGGCUGGACUUCCUGGUCACGCCCCCCGGUGCCGGGAGGCGGAGCCGUCUGAGCUUCAGGGACGUCCGAUUGGCCGAUGGCGGCUGGCACACGCUGACGCUGGCCGUGAGCGGCCCGCACGCCACACUGACCGUGGACUGUGGCAUCGCCGUGGAGACCGUGGCGGCGGCGGCGUUCCCCGGCGCUCUGAGCACGCGAGGCUGCAGCUUCUUCAUCGGCAGCAGGAGGAAGAGGAGGAGGGGCCGAUUCUCUGGUCUACUCCGUCAGCUGGUUCUACUUCCUGGCUCCGACGCCUCUCGGAGACUCUGUCCGACCUCUGACCCCGAGCUGGCCGAGCUGUCCGUCCCCGGCGUCCUGGCGUCCACGCCGCCCCAGCCCGGCGGCGGCCCAGUGACGGGGCCGGCGUACGAGGCGGAGCUACGGGUGGGCCCGGCCCCGCCCCCCUGCUCCGGGACACAGCAGGGCCAGCUGUGGUUCAGCCCCGAGAGGAGAGGCCUGUUCAUCUGCACCGCCAACACCUGGAUCCCCCUGCUGCAGAACCAGCAGCGCCUGGAUUAUGUGGAGGACUACCAGGACGUGUACACCAGCUCGGAGACGUUUGACGUGGAGGUGUUCCCCGUCCCGUCUGAGGGCCUGUUCAUGGCCACGGCCAACAGGGACUCACGGCCCGGCUCCGGCAUUUACAGAUGGAGGGCAGGACGGUUUGAGCUGUACCAGAACAUCAGCACGCAGGAGGCCCGCGCCUGGAAACACUUCACCAUCGAUGACAAGCUCUUCCUGGUCGUUGCUAACUCGCGGGAGUCAGAGCGCGAGCUGUCCGUCAUCUACCUCUGGAGUGUGCGGCGGCGGCGGUUUGUGCGUUACCAGACACUGGAGACGCACGCCGCACUGGACUGGGAGGCCUUCCGCAUCCUCAACGACAGCUUCCUGGUCGUGGCCAAUCACAGACGAGACUCCAACCACAACAUCCACAGUGUCAUCUACAGGUGGAACCCCCACACCCAGCUGUUCGAGGUGAACCAGACUCUGGCGACCUCGGGGGCGUAUGACUGGGAGUUCUUCAGCGUGGGACCGUACCACUUCCUGGUUGUGGCAAACACCUUCGACGGUCUGUCCACCAGCAUCAGCUCCACCGUCUACGUGUGGGUGGACGGCUGCUUCCAGCGCUUCCAGGACAUCCCGACGGAGGGCGCAACGGACUGGGAGAUGUUCCAGAUCGACGGCAGGUACUUCCUGGCGGUGGCCAACAGUCAGAAGGUUGUGGAUCGUGGCCCGAGUCUCUACAGCAUCAACUCCACCGUGUACGAGCUGAACCGGCUGACGCAGAGCUUCAUCCGCUUCCAGGACAUCCCCACCCACAGUGCUGUGGACUGGGAGUUCUUCACAGUUGGAGAGCAAAAGUUCUUGGUGGUGGCGAACUCUCACGACGGCAGCUCUUACUCUCUGAACAGUGUCAUUUACAGAUGGCAGGGAUACGAGGGCUUCGUCCCCGUCCACAGUCUGCCCACGUUCGGCUGCAGAGACUGGGAACACUUCAGCACCGACGAGGGAGCCUUCCUCAUCUACUCCAGCGCCACGUCCAGACUGAGCAAGGUGUUCAAACUCAAGACCUACUGAGACACCGCGGCCCUGUGCAGGGAUUCAAACCGAAGACCUGUUGAGACACCACGGCCCUGUGCAGGGAUUCAAACCAAAGACCUGCUGAGACACCACGGCCCUGUGCAGGGAUUCAAACCAAAGACCUGCUGAGACACCGCGGCCCUGUGCAGGGAUUCAAACCAAAGACCUGCUGAGACAGUGAG
Messenger RNA from Myripristis murdjan (pinecone soldierfish), 2186 nucleotides. RefSeq names its product thrombospondin-type laminin G domain and EAR repeat-containing protein. Bases 1 to 2001 code for a protein of 666 amino acids. Gene Ontology annotation, biological process: signal transduction. Lineage: Eukaryota; Metazoa; Chordata; Actinopteri; Holocentriformes; Holocentridae. The transcript has 15 exons. The record is from RefSeq and is a predicted model, not a curated record.